Messenger RNA from Funneliformis mosseae, 129 nucleotides. The record is from the annotation of a GenBank genome assembly. NCBI's taxonomy places the organism in Eukaryota, Fungi, Glomeromycota, Glomeromycetes, Glomerales, Glomeraceae.
AUGGAAGUAAUUAAUGUCAAACCAAAAAGAGAAGUUCUUCCCACACAAGCUCUUGUUGCUGCUCAUUCUAAAUCUCUUUUGCCUUUUUCUUUCAUACGACGCUUGUUUCAUAUACAGGGGUCCACUUAA